This is a messenger RNA of Symbiodinium necroappetens, 1059 nucleotides long. NCBI's taxonomy places the organism in Eukaryota, Dinophyceae, Suessiales, Symbiodiniaceae. The record is from the annotation of a GenBank genome assembly.
AUGGCCGUGCCAUCGGUGCCUGAAGCGGCAGAAUCAGACCCACGUCUUACUGACGGUGCCACGUUGACAUGGCAUUCCGCCGAAGUCUUCGUGGAAGACCCCUCUUUGGGUUGGAGAAACGGCACCAAGGUGAUAUCCAAGUGGAGGGCCUUGCCGCACGGAUGGCGCUUCCAACUUGUAAUAUGGCCAAACGGCUCUGGUCCAGAGGACGAGGGGUUUGUCAGCGCCAUGUUUUGUCUUUCCAACCACCUAAUGCAAGGGAAGGAGUCGAUCAUUCCGGAUCUGCAGCAGGUGAGAUGGCUUACCAAGGACAACGCUACAUUGGCAAGCACGACGCAACGGUUUGUGAAGUCCAACUCAUCCAAAUCUGAGCUACAGGUAUGCUGUGGUGGGCGAGCAUUGGUUAGUCAUACCACGAUCCGACAAAAGAAGUGGGUCGCUGGUGGCAAGCUUCGCAUUGUAGGCGAGGCAGCCUUCCUGUCAGUGAACUUCCCGUCCCCAGAUGUGCCAGCGGAGCUUUUGUCCAAGGAGCCAGAAUUCGUCACGUUCCUUUUAGCCGACGGAUCGAAACUUCAUUUUGACAAGCGGCUAGUGGUCGAGCGGUCGAAGCAUUUCGCGAGCAUGCUGUCAUCAGAAACAUGGGUCGAGGGUCGCACCAAUGUCAUCGACUUGCGGAGCAACGAGCAGGCGGAUGUGGCCAGCAUGCAGGCAGUUCUGUGCCUUUUCAUGUCGCAGCACUUUCACGCUGCUUGCAACGACGAGCUCGCAUUUUCCGUCCGGAAGCUUGCAGAUCAGUUUUGCCUAGAUGACCUGGUCCAGGAGGUGGAAACCGAGCUCCUGCCAAGAGUUAGCAAGGACAACGUUCUUCAGUUUCUGGGCAAAGUCCUCGGCAGCGGGGGCGUCUUAGAAGCCCGGUGCCUGGAGAUGGUGAAGGCAAACGCGUGCGAGCUCCUCGAGAAACAGGGAUCCGUCUUGGACGAAAUCGUCGAUGACAACCCGGCCCUGACGAAGUUCCUGAUGCGAGUCCUGCUGAACGCGGCUAGAGCUGCGAAGUCGUGA